AUUGGAACACCUGAAUCACAUGAUUGGGAGGGGAUUGGAACACCUGAAUCACAUGACUGGGAGGGGAUUGGAACACCUGAAUCACAUGAUUGGAGGGGAUUGGAACAUCUGAAUCACAUGAUUGGGAGGGGAUUGGAACACCUGAAUCACAUGACUGGGAGGGGAUUGGAACACCUGAAUCACAUGACUGGAGGGGAUUGGAACACCUGAAUCACAUGACUGGAGGGGAUUGGAACACCUGAAUCAUGAUUAGGAGGGGAUUGGAACAUCUG
Molecule: messenger RNA, 272 nt
Organism: Staurois parvus
Lineage: Eukaryota; Metazoa; Chordata; Amphibia; Anura; Ranidae
Source: the annotation of a GenBank genome assembly